CUUUGUUACCGGUGAUUGUGCUUACACGGACUAUUUAGACAGUUACACGAGCGACCUGUCAAGGCGAAAACAAGCAGUGCCCAGUGCCUCAGCCUUCUCCCCUCUGCAGCCUGCAGGAUGGCCCAGGCAGACAGCAAAGUGCUGGUUCUGGGAGCGCUGGCUGGAGUGGCUGGCAUCAGUCUGGCUGUGGUGUGUUACCAAGGCUUCAAGACAAAACGGAGAAGCUCCUGUCCAGGGUUCUACCUCAACAGAAAUAAUGACCAGGGGCCCGGCCUCAUGCUGGUGGAUGGUCCAGGUAUGCCCAGGGGCCAGAUUGAGGUGCUGGAGCGCCUGGAGGCCCUGAUCCAGUGCGUGUCAGAGCUGAAGGAGGAGAUGAAGUCGUUGAAGAAUGCUCUGCCGACACUGCCAGACCAAGUCAGGGAGGAGCUGAGGGGGCGUGAUGAGGGGAGGCGAGCCAGCCCGCUCCAUAGGAGCACCCCGACACGGAGGAAAAGGGCUGCUGGCAGCAUCAGUGGGGCCAGAGCUGGGGGGCGGAGCUCAGAGGAAGCAGAGAGUGAGGGAGGGUAUAUAACAGCGCUGACGGAUUCUGAUGAGGAAGAGCUAAGCGAUGCACAACAGAGUGAUGAGGAACAACCUGCAGACCCUCUCUCCGUCCUGCUCGAGAGGAUCGACUGUUUGCACAAAGGCACUGACUCAGAAAAACAGGACAGUCUCAACCUUCUUCUGGAGCACAGAGAGGAGUUUGGACAGAACUCUUCAUUUCUAUGGCGGCUAACACGGGCUUACUGUGACAUCCAUGACAUCAGCUCAGCUGUGGAGGAGAAGAAGAGUCAUGCAGAAACUGGGAAGAAAAUUGGCGAGGAGGCUGUGGGCCUGAAUCCUACUUGUGCUGACAGUCAUCAGUGGUAUGCCAUCAUGUGUGGGAUCAUGGCAGAAUAUGACACUGUGCAGAACAAGAUAAAGAAUGGAUACAUCUUCAAGGAUCAUCUGGAUAAAGCCAUCGAGCUGAAGCCACAAGACCCCUUGUCCUACUACCUGCUGGGUCGCUGGUGCUACGCCGUGGCUCAGUUAUCAUGGAUUGAGAGGAAGGUGGCAGCAACAUUAUUCGGAGAGCCCCCUAGUGCUACGGUUGAAGACGCCCUGAAGAACUUUCUGAAGGUUGAGGAGAUCCAAGUGGGAUAUUCCAAACUCAACUACGUGUUUCUCGCUAAGUGCUACAGAGACCUGGGGCAGAGGGAGAAGGCCAGGAAGAUGUGUGAGGCUGCGUGUUCAGUCAAGGCUGUCUCCAAAGAGAAUGAAGAGGCACAGAAGGAGCUGGACUUACUCUGCCCAGCUCUUGGAGUGUGACCACGGCAGCAGACCAUGUGUUUUCCACUAGCUGCUAUUGACGUGUGUGGGUGUGUGGGUGUGUGUUUAAAGUGUUUUUUUAGAAGCCAUCAUGAUAAUUCACUCUGUGAGUGGAUGGAAGAGUACUGUGGCAUCUUAUCAGCUACAGAAGCUACCACAGUCAGAGCCGUCCUCUGAGGUUUUAAAUCAGAUCAAUCUUUUGUUCUUAUUAUUUGGUUUUAUUUUUUUAUUUUGUGGAAAACAAACUUUUUAUAUCUGGUUGUGUGAAAUCAGAGAGAUCUUUAGUUUCUCAUGAAAUAAUGUAACUAUAACUGGUGUAAUCAUAGGUUGUGGUAAAUUCCUUCUGAUUUUUAGCAUAUAUAUAUAUAUUUUAUAUAUUCCCCAUGUGUUGAUGUGUGUGCAGCCACGUGUAGCAGACACACACACCUGUGUCUCCAGGAUACUAGGUUUCCUGAUAACAAAAACUUGUCACUCUUAAGGUGACCCAUAGGACUCUCUGUUCUUCUCCAACAAAACAUUCAAUAGGCAACAACAAAAAGUCAUCAGACAAUGGUGUGCCCGAACAAGGAUGUUGGAAUGCUGUGACCACAGAGUGACCUCUUCACUCUGCCUUCAGUCACACCAGUGUCAGCACUCUCCUGUUACUGUCACGUUACCUUUAUAGAGUAAUGAUUGGCCAAUAAUGUCCGGUGCAUCUUUUCAUUAGAGAUAUUCUUCGCCAUAUUCACUCAGCUGCAAUUUUCCUCUGAGGUCAUUUUCAGAAUUGGGAGCUCAAAGAAUAACGUUGUAGUUACUGCCGUGUUCCAGGUUGCAAACUUUAUGCAAACUUUAUUUCAUCACUGCUCAGACACAUAGUGAAAGACCUUUAAUAUUUCGAGUUAAGAGCUUGAUAUUUACACCCAUGUAAUAUUAAUAUCACAGAGGCGUGAUGGUGAGACUUAAACCAUGGCAGCAUCUGAGGUAGUAAAAGAGACGUUAGAGAGCGCUGUGUGUGUGUUCGAAGCUCCCGCUGUGUGUUUACCUCUUGGGCUUCUGCAGUGCUGUAACAAAAAAGUGACAUCUCUCACUGGAACACCAAUAUUCUGCUAUUGUGUGGUCGAUAUGAAAGUACACGGGCAGUAGCUGUUGUAGCAACAACAAGCUAUUGUGUUGUUUUAUCUUGAAGUACUGCCUGAUGUCUUUCCAGGUUUUUAUUUACAUCUUCUCUGAGAAAGAUGGAUGCAUUUUUAUAAACUCACUGUACUUUAAACUGCAGUUUUACUUGAUUAGCGUUAAAAUUAUACAACUUCAGUGCCCCAUCCUCAAAGUGAUGUCAGAGGAAAAUGGUCCCCAUGUGCCCGUGGCAGUUGUGUCGCUCUAUUAUAAAUGUGUUUUAAAUAAUCUCACAUGAAGACAUCUUAAAUUCUGGUAAGAGUUUUGUUUAACCAGGUUUCUCUAAAUCUCAUGUACCAAAAACUCUAGCUGAAUCAUUUAAAGGCCCAUGUUACAAUGAUUACCCCACUCAUUUUCUGUAUGUUUUAUAUUUGUCAGAUCAGCGACAACAAACUCUUUGAUGUUUGUGACCGUUUCACUGCAGAAUAGUUUAAAUAAGCCCCAGUUACAGUCGCUAUAUGAAUAAUCAUAACAGGUGACUUUUCUAACCAUACACAUUUUGAAACACAUUAUAUGCAGCUCUUGCUCCCUAUAUUGGUCUUUAAAAUCUGUGUAUUCAAAUCUGUCAAGUACGCUUUUUGAAGACGUGUUUUUUUAUAAUGACCCUUUACAUUUUUACAGAGUGGUGUAACACAAAAGCCACUAAGUUUUAAGAAAAAAUAAUUAAAUGUUUAUACAAGGCUCCUCAUGAUGUGUUUAAAUGAGCUAUUUUUUCCUGUUAAGAUUCAGUUAAUGUGAGACAACACAAAGAUUGGGGAGCCUGUUUGGCCUUGUGGUUGAAUUGUGCACCUCAUGUAUGGAGGCUACAGUCCUUAAAGUGGACGACCUGGGUUUAAUCCCAACCUGGGGCCCUUUGCCACGUGUCAUUCCCCACUCUCACUACCCACUGUCUUGUCUUCCAAAUAAAGUCAUGAAAGCCUAAACUUUAAAGAAAACAAAGAUUGAGACCAUGUGGGGCACUCUUUCAUCUAAAUGAUCAUAUAUAGGCUUAAUUAUUUCUCUAAACAUCAAAUGACUUGACGUUGACAGAUAUUAUGUGCAUGUGAGAGAGUCAACAAAAGGAGAAAGUAGAGAGCAGUUUGAAUAUUAUUCUCGGUACAACAGAGCGGAUAGGUCGGUGGCUCUGCAAUGAAAUAAAGACGAAUGUAACGUAGCUUUACAAAAGUUGAAGAAACACGUACAUCCAAACCUAAGAGGGCAGGUGCUGAGUCUUGUAGGAGUCUCACUGAACAAAACAAAGAAAAAGACAUCUCGCACACUGCAGGCACACUGCUCAAAUGUUCCAGACAGUUUAUUUCACCUGGUUAGUUACAUUUUGAGUGGAUUUGCAGAUUUGCUCUUUAUCAGACUAUUAUCACAAGCUGCAAGUCAUUUAGAGUCACACAAUGGUCAAAUAUCAUGUGAUGGUAUUCCAGGUCCAACUAAAUAACUAUAAAAUGAUUUCUUUUUAUACUUUUAUGCAUUCCUGAUGAUGUUACUUUUGCUUCCACCCAAUUUUGUUGAUGCAUAUUGUAAAAAAAGAAGUGAGGUUUUAGUUUGUUUUAUUCUUGAGAUUAGUUCUGGAUUCAAAGUUAAUUUUAUUUGAUUUAUGUAUAAGCUGCAUGAAAACAACAAGACCUGUUUUUUGUCACUUUGCAGAUUUUUCUACCAGCAGAAUGAAUGUAUUUGAUUUUUUUUCUAAUGCCAAAGUGAGUCAAAAUGAUCCUGAAAGUUCUAUAUGAUACACUACACAAAGAUGAUACUGUAUGACAUCUCCCUGACAGUGUGCACUGAAUGAUUGAUGGUACUGGAGUAUGUAAUUAAAUAUGUGAAACAGUUUA
Messenger RNA from Notolabrus celidotus (New Zealand spotty), 4319 nucleotides. RefSeq names its product regulator of microtubule dynamics protein 2. Gene Ontology annotation, cellular component: cytoplasm; mitotic spindle pole; spindle microtubule. The coding region runs from base 118 to 1347 and encodes 409 amino acids. Gene Ontology annotation, molecular function: microtubule binding. The record is from RefSeq and is a predicted model, not a curated record. NCBI's taxonomy places the organism in Eukaryota, Metazoa, Chordata, Actinopteri, Labriformes, Labridae. The transcript has 11 exons.